Messenger RNA from Cololabis saira (Pacific saury), 4067 nucleotides. RefSeq names its product STIL centriolar assembly protein (gene stil). Gene Ontology annotation, cellular component: centrosome; centriole. Lineage: Eukaryota; Metazoa; Chordata; Actinopteri; Beloniformes; Belonidae. Gene Ontology annotation, biological process: mitotic spindle organization; protein localization to centrosome; centrosome duplication. The record is from RefSeq and is a predicted model, not a curated record. The coding region runs from base 277 to 3825 and encodes 1182 amino acids. The transcript has 16 exons.
AAGCCGCGCCAGCGCAGUUUGGAAACGGCGCCAAAUCAAACUGCGUUUUACGUUAUAUCUUAUUUUCAUCUUUUUUUGUAUGAAAUGUGUCUAUCAGAAUCAGAUGAAGACGGUUAAAGAGUUGCGGGUUUAAAGGACCGACGUAGAAAGAGCAGGUAUCGCGGUGUUUUGGAGAGGAAGCGCAGCUGCGACCGUUAUCCGCCGCUAGAGGAGAGACCGGGGACUCGAUUUGUGUUGCUACGCCGCGCGAGGCGCCUCUCCGUCGGCCUGACGGUCAUGAGCUGCCCGGUGGACUUCCAGGCCCUGCCCAGGGGCGUCCUGCGAGAGGUUUUUACUCCAGAAAACAUGAGAGCAAGGGUCUCGGCGAACUCGCUGACUCAGCUGAGUUUCCCCAAAUCCAGAUCAGCUCUGUGGGACAGCAGCCCCGCGGGAGAGAAGCUCCGCCUCCAGCUCUGCUCACGCAGGAAGCCUCGUGUGGUUCUCCUGGAAAAAGCCCUCCGUCUGGCGCAACGUCACACCCGUCAUAGCAACAAGCCCCGCCUCCACUUCUUCUUCCUGGGAUCAGUGUCUGUGGAUGCAGAUGAGGAGGGGCUCGUGGUGACGCUGGACCGCUUCGAUCCGGGUAGGGAGCAGGCCGGAUCCUCAGGCCGGGUUCCGGCCGCGAUUCUUCCCGGAGACGUCCUGGUCCCGUGUUUGUUCUCCGCUCAGCCCGAGGCAGCGCCUGACGCCGUCGUCCAAUCAGAGGCGGAGCUGCAUCGGAGUUUCAAGGCUCUGCAGCAGUUGGUGAGCAGCAGACAGACCCUGGAUCUGUGUCAGCUGCUGAAGAUCCGAGCUCGUAUGGUCUGCUCUCAGCAGUCCGACGCCGCGGCCGUCAGUCUCAGCUGGUCGGCCGUCUGUCCCGCCGCCGCCGUGGACGUGCAGCCGGUCAGAGCCGUCCCCAUCGUCCCCACCGCCCUGCUGAGGAGUCUGGUCAGCGUCGGCCGGCCGCCACAGCCCACCGGCCGACAGAGAGGGUUUCUGACCAUGGACCAGACCAGGAAGCUGGUCCUCCUGCUGGAGUCGGAUCCCAAAGCCGGCAGUCUGCCGCUCGUUGGGCUCUGGCUGAGCGGCGUCACGCACGUGUACAGCCCACAGGUGUUCGCCUGGAGCCUGAGGUUCAUGUUCAGCUCCUCCCUCAAGGACAGGGUUCUCUCAGAAAGCGGCUGCUUCCUCCUCGUCGUGUUCGGCUCCACCCACCGUGCUCCUCAGUUCUUCCAGUGUCACGGUUCUGGACCAGGACCGGGACCGGGCACACAGCUGGACUGCCAGCUGCUGACCGCCUCCCAGUCUUCCACGCUCUACCAGGUGGCGCCGGCGGCCGGCCGGACCCUGCAGGUCGAGCUGGUUCCGGAGGACCGGAGCAGACAGGCCCAGGUCUUCAGGGCGGCCCAGACCUCCUUCAGCAGCUCGCCUCCACCCGCCGCUCGGCUCUCUGUCAGCGACCAGGACUCUGGCGUCGAGGACGGAGACUUCUCCCCCCGGCCGACCCCGAGCCCCCACCCCCCCGCUGCUCAGAUCCAAAGACUUCAGCCCUCCGUCCCUGAACUCUCUCUGCUAAUGGACGCCAACUUCUCCUUCAAUCAGGGCCCGGGGCAGGACCCUGGCCCCGCCCACAGGCCGCCGGCUCCUCCCUCCACAUCCACCUCUUCCUCCACUCCCUCUGCUGCUCUUCAUCGUCACAGCACCCCCCACUCCAACCUGCAGCAGCCCUGCGGCUGCUGCUCCGCCCAAACCAACAACUGCACCCCCAUUUUCUCCUCUCCGGUCCUCCACCCUGCUGCUGCACCUCUGUCCCGGCAGCACUCUUCUUCUCCUCCUUCCUCCCAUCACUCUGCUCCCCAUCCUCCUUCCUCCCAUCACUCUGCUCCCCAUCCUCCUUCCUCCCAUCACUCUGCUCCCCAUCCUCCUUCCUCCCAUCACUCUGCUCCCCAUCCUCCUUCCUCCCAUCACUCUGCUCCCCAUCCUCCUUCCUCCCAUCACUCUGCUCCCCAUCCUCCUUCCUCCCAUCAGCAGAGACUUCCUUCCUCCAAGCUCCACUCCACACCGUCUCCUACCAGCCAUCACGUAGCCCCGCCUCCUCCCUCCUCCUAUCAGAACGCUCCCUCCACCCCCCUCCCCACUCCUUCACGCCCUUCCUCACAACGGUACCCUUAUCUUCCGUCCAGCAUCCCUCCUUCUACUCCUCCUCCCACCUCCACCUGUCAGGCUCUCCUUCCCUCCUUCACUCACCUGGCUCCUCCUCCGUCUCAUCAGCAUAAUUCACCUCCUCCCCCCUUCAACCCCUCUAGUCCUCUCUCCACACACCACCACACUCCUCCCCCCUCCUCUCGUCUUUCUGCCCCUCCCUGCCCCUGUAGCCCCCCCCCUCCUCCUCCUCCUCACCCCCACCCGGCCUCGGCUGACCCCGCCUCCCCCCCGUGGCUCCCCCGGCCCUCGUGUUUGAAUCGCUGCUGUGAUCCGGGGGGGACGGCGGUGGCGCCGGACACUUUCCAGCUGCUGCUGCAUCAGGACCAGCAGCUCCGCCUCCUGCAGGCUCAGGUCCAGAUGCUGCUGGAGGCUCAGAGGAAGAUCCAGUCGUCCAGCCGACAGGUGGAGGCUCCGACGCCCCGGAGCACGGCCAGCAUCGCCGUGGAGACGGGUGCCAGUCUGUUCUGGGGGAACGGACCGGUGCAGCCUCCAGCUCAUCACGUUGAGCCUCCUCCUCAUCCCUUCUCACCCAAACCUUCAUCACCUUCCUCCAGCUCCUCGGCCUCGUCACAUGACCAGAGUGCCAGAUCCCCUGUGGGCGGAGCCGAGGACGGUGACAUCACAGAACAGGCUGCUCACUGCUCCCCGUCCGGCCGGCACAGCACCAGCGGCGUGCAGACUCCGGUUCUGGGGGAAAGUGUCAGCAUGUACGAACCCGCCCAGGACGAGCAGGACUUCUACCAGAACCUCAUGACUCAGCUCAACAGCCGCCUCCAAGAGUCUGACAGCAAACAGGAAGCUGCGGAGGAGUCCAGGAGGAGGAGCUCGUCCGUCUCUGGCCACUCCCGAUCCUCCCAGUCUUCCCAGUCUUCCCAGUCCUCCUCAUCCUCAUCCAAGAGGAAGAAGGAGCAGAGGAGUCCAGAAGACCCUGUGAUCAGAGCUACGCUGCAGCAGCUGCAGAAACUCGGCGUUGACAUGAACGAGACCGACCUCAGCGAGACGGAGAGGACCCGACUGAGAGCCGUGGAGAGCGCCAGCACCCUGGCGAGCAUCAACCCGGCGGCGGUCGUGUCCCGGCUGAGCGUGUCCGAGCCGACGGCCAGCGCCCUGUUCCCCGGGGGCAGCGUGGACCUGAGCCUGGAGGCCAACGCCAUCGCCCUGCGCUACCUGAGCGACUCCCAGCUCAGCCGGCUGUCCCUGGGAGGACACGCCCCCCGCCUCGUCCCCACGCCGUCCUCCUCCCGGGACUCAACGCUGUCGCCUAGCAACAUGUCCCUGGCCACCCGGAAGUACAUGAGGAAGUACGGCCUGAUAGAAGAGGAGGAGGAAGAGGAAGAGGAGGAGGAGGAGGGCGGGGUCCAGGGGGCGUCGGCCCGCCAGCCGCUGGCCGAGGCCCUGAACGUGAAGCUCCUCCCCCAGAGUCAGCUGAUCCGGGACCUGCGGCCCAAGAUGCAGCUGCUGAGCUCCGGCUCCAGGCCCGGCUCGGAGGACAAGGAGAACUGCUCCAGGAGGAGGCCCAGACCGGACCGGCAGCCCGAGGGCUCGCUGGGGAACAUCCUGGACCUGAGCCGCCUCAGGCAGCUGCCCAAGCUGUUCUGACGGCCGGGACCGGGCCAGAACCGGCCCGUCCUGCACAGAGCAUUAAAACCUCUACAUGAACUCUAAUGUGACCCGGGUCCUGGUGCUGCAGAGAACCCCCCCCAGGAGGGGGGGUCCUGGACCCGACCCGCCCGGGUCAGUGUGGUCUCCUCAGUCUAGUGUUUUUAUCUGUGUUUUCUCUUUGAGCCCUUUUUCUUAAAAUGUGAAUUGUCUUUUGCACAGUUUUUUAAUAUUUAUGAUUU